Zea mays is the source of this 749-nucleotide messenger RNA. RefSeq lists its product as uncharacterized. Gene Ontology annotation, biological process: defense response to other organism. Bases 48 to 632 code for a protein of 194 amino acids. The record is from RefSeq and is marked validated. The transcript has a single exon. NCBI's taxonomy places the organism in Eukaryota, Viridiplantae, Streptophyta, Magnoliopsida, Poales, Poaceae.
CCUCCGAUCCAAACCCAAUAAGCUAGAAGCCCCUCUCCGGCGAGGCGAUGGGCACCGCCAAGGCGAAGCGGAGGCCCGUCCUGAUCUGCUGCGGGGUGCUGGUGGCCGCGAUCGCCGUCCUGGCCGUCGUGUUCGUGGCGCUCUACUUCACCGUGUUCCGGCCGCGGUCGCCCAAGGUGGUGGCGACGGCGGUGGUAGCGGACCUGCUCCCCAAGGGCGACGGCGGCGGCGGGCAGGACCUGAACCUCACCGUGCACGUGGACGUGACCGUGAACAACCCCAACUACGCGGCGUUCCGGUACGGCGACGUGGUGACGCUGGUGCGGUACCACGGGAGCGACGUGGGCAUGUCGGUGGUGCCGGCGGGGGAGAUCGGCGCGCGCGAGACGCUGACCGUCGCCGCCGCGGUCGAGGUGGACACGCUCAAGGUGGCCGCCACCCCGUACUUCUACGUGGAGUUCCCCACGGGCAAGCUGCCGUUCGAGACGGCCACGGCGGUGGCCGGCGAGGCCGUGGUGCUGGGCGCGUUCAAGAUCAGCGCCAGCUCGCAGGUGGCGUGCCAGGUCACCGUGCACCUGCUGCCUCCCAACGCCACGUCGGAGUGCACCUCCACGGUCCAUAUAGGCCGGUAGUAACGGGCCGUGGGCUAUAUAUAUCUAGUGGUUCUGCUCUCUCUGGACAGAUGUUGUGCUCUUGUGUGUACAUCGAAAUACGCUCUGAUCUGAAAUUACCAACGACGUUAUUAGUAG